AUGCGCCUCAUCAACGUCCACACCCUCGAGAUCCAGUACUUCUCGGGCACAAGCAUCCCCCAAUAUGCCAUUCUGUCGCACACAUGGGGCGCAAAUGAAGCAACCUUCCAGAAAUGGACCAACAAAUGGACUCGACUGACACACAAGCAUCGCUCUGGCUUCCACAAAGUCCUGGCAACUUGCAGGCAGGCCCGCCGGGACGGUCUCGACUAUGCAUGGGUGGACACGGUGUGUAUCGAUAAGUCCAGUUCAGCCGAGCUAUCAGAAGCCAUCAAUUCCAUGUAUACCUGGUACGAGAAGGCCACGACAUGCUACGUCUAUCUCUCCGAUGUUCCUGUGUCCAGUUCAAAGGCCAAUACCGAUACUCUCGACUCCCUUCGAAAAAGCAGGUGGUUUACCCGUGGCUGGACCCUCCAGGAGCUCAUCGCCCCCGAAAAUGUCCAAUUCUGCACAAAGGACUGGGAGGUUCUGGGCACCAAGAAGGCCCUCGCUGUUCUCAUAUCUACCAUUACCGGAAUUGAUGCGGCAUGUUUGAAAAAGGAGAAGCGACUGCGAGACUACAGCAUUGCCCACCGGAUGACCUGGGCCGCCAAGCGAGAAACAACUCGAGAGGAAGACCUGGCUUAUUGUCUGCUCGGCAUCUUUGGCAUCAACAUGCCUCUGCUGUAUGGGGAGGGAUCCAAGGCCUUUAAGCGACUCGAGGAAGAGAUCAUCAAAGUGUCUGACGACCACAGCAUUCUCGCCUUCGAAACGAAUCUCUCCGAUGGGACCCUCUUUGCCCACCAUCCCUCUGCCUUCGUCAAAGGAGCCUGCAUCUACCCACACUACGGCCGCCGUCUCACUCAGCCUUUCUCCAUGACCAAUGCCGGCCUAGCUAUGACCACCCCGCUCAUAAAAACCCUCUCGCCCUACUGGGUCCUCGCCGUCUUCAAUUGCGUUGAAGUCGACACCGAGAACAACAUGCAGCGCUCUCAAAUCUGCUUGCCCCUCUUCGGAAAAGACAACCAAUUCAUGCGCGCCCGUAUACCCAUCAGCCUGAUUAGCCGCAACAUCGAUGACCCAUACGCAGUGAACUCCACCGAGAAGCUGGGAGCGGCAGCAGGUGCCCUCGAUCUAACCACUCGCUCCGAAACGAGCUACUGCAUCUCCUACUUUGGGCGUGUCUACUCUGCCUACGGCCGCGAGAUCGACGUAGCCAUGAAGGGGUUCGAAGUCUAUCCCCAGCCUGAUCACGGUUUCAUGAUCACCUUCCCCCGGGGCAUGGCCGGGUACCGACUGCAUACCGCACUGCCGAGAUGUGACCUCCGCGACGACAUAAGCUACUUCAUCCCCACUUCUCGAUACGUCCGUUCCUUCGACUCUUCGCAAGAAGAAGAACUACAGAUAUCGAGCGGGAUCAUUGUGUUCAAAAGCGACAGCCUCCACGACCAUGACCCAUCCAAAUGCGUCGGUGUAUACCUCGCUUUUGCAACCACAACGGGAAGCAUAGCCAGCAGCACAACGGCAAGCACCACGACCACAAUUACGACAACAAGGACGACAUCAAGCACUGGGAGAACACAGCACCUAAGAUGGGCAUGCAAAGUUGCCCCGAUACGGGAGUUCUACGAUCAAACAAAUGCCAAGCAGGUCCUGGCAAGAGCAAACCAGGAGGCCCUCCUAGGAAACUGGCCGCAUUAUUACCACCAUGAGAACACCAUCGUGUCGGCACGGACGAGGUUCCAGACACCGAGGGGGGAACCAUGUAGGGACACGGUCAUGGUGGAGAUUGUGUUUGAUGCGGACGAGUUGGUGAGGGAGAGGGAUGCUGAGGAGAGGGAUUUUGAGUAG
Messenger RNA from Neurospora tetraspora, 1830 nucleotides. RefSeq names its product heterokaryon incompatibility protein-domain-containing protein. NCBI's taxonomy places the organism in Eukaryota, Fungi, Ascomycota, Sordariomycetes, Sordariales, Sordariaceae. The coding region runs from base 1 to 1830 and encodes 609 amino acids. The record is from RefSeq and is a predicted model, not a curated record. The transcript has a single exon.